Messenger RNA from Coffea eugenioides, 909 nucleotides. Its product is annotated as F-box/kelch-repeat protein At3g23880-like. Lineage: Eukaryota; Viridiplantae; Streptophyta; Magnoliopsida; Gentianales; Rubiaceae. The record is from RefSeq and is a predicted model, not a curated record. The transcript is spliced from 2 exons. Bases 1 to 909 code for a protein of 302 amino acids.
AUGUUGAAUUAUAUCUGCAAGUUGUAUUUGCAAGUUGCCGCUCCUGAGGUUCUCUGUCACUAUGCCCUAUUUGAGAUUGAGAGACUGAACAAAAUCAGCCUGUUUACAACUCCCUUUUGUCUUCCAGAUGAUUACAUUCUUGCAGGUUGCUGCAAUGGAAUCCUAUGUGUUCACAAGAUUUGCAAUUGCUACAAUCCCAAGAAAAUAUACCUCUGGAAUCCCUUAUUGCAUCAGCGCAGGGCACUUCCCAAUAGCAAAUCUCUUGAACAUUUCACAGAUUUGCGAUUCUUCUUCGACCAGCGUAACGAUGAUUAUAAAGUUGUCAAGAUUUUCAUGUUCCGUAUAGUCGAGAUAUAUAGUUCGAAGAGCAAUUUUUGGAGGUCAGUUGACCUGACCAACAUGCCUAUGAGCGUCAGCCGCACCAAAGAUUUUCAGAUUUCUGCGGCAUUCAAUGGGAUUCUGCAUUGGCUUGUGUAUAAAGUUAACUGCGGUAAAGAUGCACCAGCAUAUUCAGUGAUCAAAUUCAACAAUGUUGAGAAAAAGUUUGAGGAGAUUCUGUUACCGGAAAGCAAUCCUCUCGACUUUUCUACUGCUCGGCUUGGGGUUUAUCAGGGCUGUCUUUCUUUAGCCUGUUGGUUUCCACCGCUUGGGGAUGAGGUCUGGAUAGUGAAGGAUGAUCAGGAUAAAGGUACAUACAAAUCUUCGAAAAUUGCUGUCCCAAACUCUUCAGACGGCGGAUUCCAGUACUCUGACGUAAAGGGAUUCACAAUCAACAGUAAAGACUUAGCAGAUUGCAGAUGGGAUAUUGUUUUGUAUGACUAUGGAAGAGGCAUCUACGAAGAUUUUGGACUCGGUUCUGGUUCUGGUUCUGGUUCUGCUUCAUCUCCAUCUUGGCGUAUUACUUUGUAG